Messenger RNA from Budorcas taxicolor (takin), 411 nucleotides. Its product is annotated as interferon alpha-inducible protein 27-like protein 2A. Gene Ontology annotation, cellular component: membrane; mitochondrion. Lineage: Eukaryota; Metazoa; Chordata; Mammalia; Artiodactyla; Bovidae. The record is from RefSeq and is a predicted model, not a curated record. Gene Ontology annotation, biological process: apoptotic signaling pathway.
ACUGCUGCAGCCGUGAUCGGAGGAGCCCUAGCCAUGGCAGCUGUGCCCAUGGUGCUAGGAGCCAUGGGCUUCACAGGGGCUGGAAUCACCGCCUCCUCCAUUGCGGCCAAGAUGAUGUCAGCGGCCGCCGUGGCCAAUGGGGGUGGAGUUGCUGCUGGCAGCCUGGUGGCCACUCUCCAGUCCGUGGGGGCAACUGGACUUUCCACAUCAUCCAACAUCCUCCUCGGUGGGUCAGCAAUUGGGGCAUGGCUGUGGGGUUCAAAAAAUAAGGCCCCUUCUCCACCAGGAUCCAGUACUGAACAAGAGAGUGGUUCCCAUGCUGAAGAUGACCCUGCAGGGCCUCAGGAUGUCAGUCCCCCAAGUGACAAGCCCUCUGCCUCCCAAAAUUCUUCAAAGAAUCAUAAGAAGUAA